Rubroshorea leprosula is the source of this 786-nucleotide messenger RNA. Lineage: Eukaryota; Viridiplantae; Streptophyta; Magnoliopsida; Malvales; Dipterocarpaceae. The record is from the annotation of a GenBank genome assembly.
AAAAUUAACUUAGAAAAUCUGUUAAAGAAAAAUCGGGAUUAAAUUGAAUUAAUGCCUUUUGUACUCAAUUGAGAAAAAUGUAAAAUGAAAGUUGUAUCCUGUAGGGACCCAGUUGUGACUAGGAAGGAAGUUGAGGAUCGAAAAGAUAGGUGGAGGAAAUUUGUGGAUCGAAGCAUAAAUCCAGCCCCUUCAAAUAUGUUGUCGUUUCACUCAAGGAGGGGAAACAAUCGAGGUCAUCUUCCUCCUAGCCCAACCCUACCGUUAAUGCUGUGCGCUGCCAUGGCAAAGUUCUUCACGGCUUAACCCCUUAAUCCGAUGAUCAGCCCAGCCUUAAUCAAAGACGAAGUUUCGCGGAAGGUACCCUAGCCAAGGCUUGUGUGGGAUUCUGGUAUAAAAGGUGGAUGCACUUGUAAGGAGUGGAAUGGUUAUUGGACUAGGGUCUGGUCAGGCUUCUGGUAUGGCUAUACAAUAUUUGGGGCAGCAACUUUGUGAAGGUUAUUUAAAAGACAUAAUAGGGGUACCUACAUUGGUUUUGCAUUUGAUGACGUUGAUAUCAUAGAGGAAGGAACACUAAUUGCAGUCAUUGGGCACCAAAGAUUGCAAGGUGAGGAGUCCAUAAUCCAAGAGAAGAGGAAAGCUGUUCUCACAUAUAUUUUGAUUGCUGCUCUGUAAGUUUGGGAUUCAUAGCUAGUAGCUGGGAAGUUGAAUGGAGUAGGCUCAGGAGAAUUUGUGGAUUGAGGAACAAUAGAACUAGGAAUCUAUGCAAGGUGUUGAUCAUGACUGUAU